Insectozyma verbasci is the source of this 990-nucleotide messenger RNA. The record is from the annotation of a GenBank genome assembly. Lineage: Eukaryota; Fungi; Ascomycota; Pichiomycetes; Serinales; Debaryomycetaceae.
AUGUUGAAGUCAAUCAUUCAUUCAGAGACCUAUUUAAUCAAUAGCUCCAAUUCAAUUAAUGAUACUAGUAAUUGUGCCAGAAUUCCAUCAUUGAAGAAUGAAAAUAAUAAUAGGUAUUCUACUUUAUUAGGAACUUCAAAUUCAAAAAGAUCAAAUUUUUUAAAAGUUUGCUCAUGGCCUUUUCAAAGAAUUGAAAGUUUAAAUGAACUAAAAAGAGAAGAUGAUACAGAAGUCAGAAGUACUGAUUUGGAAGAAAAAGCAAUGACUUUUUCAACUUCAAGAAGAUCAAAUUUAUUUCCAUUAAGAAAUAAUCCAAGUUUAGAAAACAUUAAAAAAGUUUCAUCAAGAUCUAGUAAAAAAGGUAGCUUUGAACCAUCAAACCGCUGUGUUGUAAUUACAAAUAUUACAUCUUCAAUGGGUAUUAAUUCCGUUAUUCAACAAGUUUGUGGUGGUCCAUUAGAGAAAAUUGUACGUCAUUCAAAUUCAUUGGAAAUUUAUUUUAUAUUCCCAGAACAUGCAAAACAAUUUUAUAUGUAUGGUAAGAAUAGUGGUUUAUUAAUUGUUAAUGGUUUAAAAUUAAAAGUUCAAUGGUUAUUAGAUGACGAAAAUAAUCAAAUUAUAUCUCCAAAUUUAUUAAGCCAAAUUUUACACAAUGGAUGUAGAAGAUGUUUAAUAAUUUCCAAAGUUAUUCCAAAUAAGAAAAUUAGAACUGGAGAUAAGAUGUUUUAUCCAGAGCCUGAAAUUCAUUAUUCUAGUUAUUUAAAUGUUUCAGAAAUUAGAUCUGAUUUUAAUAAAUUUGGUGAAAUUAUGGAUAUUGGAUCAGUAAUUAGUCGUAAAUUGUGCUUUAGUGUAUUUUACUAUGAUAUCAAACAUGCAAUCAAUGCAAAGAAUGAAUUUGAAUUAAUUGGUUCUGAAUUAAAUUUAAAAUAUAAAGAUUGGUCAAUUUGGUAUGGUAAAGAUAUUACUGAUCGUGCUUGUUUUGCUUUAUAA